AUGGCCAACACUCACGACUCGGGCGCCGCUGGCCUGGCGGGAGAUGAGAUCAGUCCUUACCGCAUACAUGUCUCCAGCAAGUAUCUCGAUCUCACGAAACAAAAAUUGGAGCUCACGAGACUUCCUCGUGAGCCCUCGGAACCCAACAAGUCUCGGGACUGGUGGGAGCCAAAGUCUCGAAUCGAGCCGCUCAUUGACUUUUGGCUCGAAAAGUACGACUGGCGAGAACAAGAAACUGCCUUCAACAAUCAACUACCCCAGUUCCGCACAGCCAUCACCCCGCCAAGUUCAUCCUCGCCCGUCCGUCUUCACUUCAUCCACAUCAGAUCCUCGCAUAGCAACGCCAUCCCCCUGCUCCUGAUUCCCCCAUUCCCUUUCACGAACCUCUCCCUCGGCCACCUGAUCCAGCCGCUCACCGAACCAGAAUCGUCAUCUUCUGAAGACGGAGAGCAGCAGCUACAGCAGCCCUUUCACGUUGUCAUCCCCUCCCUCCCCGGCCUCGGCUUCAGCGAUGCCCUCCCCUCCGACGACGCCUCCGUCAUCCCGACGACAACAGACCUCCUCAACACGCUCAUGACACGCCUCUCGUAUCCGUACUACCUCGUCUCCAACACCGCCUCCGCGGCCUCCAGUCCCGCGCAAAUUGACUGGAAGCUCGCGGACCACCUAGUCCGCCACUACCCCAGCAACUGCCUCGGCGCACACUUUAUCAGCCCGUCCCUCGCGGCGCCGACACUCAAGGAGGCACCACUCGAGUGGAUGAAGUGGUCCCUCGCCAAGUUCUUUCACGCGCCCAUCUUAGGCUACCAGAGUGAAGACCUCCGCUCACUCGACGAAGAGACCCACGCCAGCCAUACGUUGUCAGCUGGAAGGAGGCGCCCUCUUCCUACUUCACUCCAACCCGGCGCAGGCAGUACUCUGGUGGAGCCGAACACAACGUCCUUUGCGCUAUGCGACUCCCCCGUGGGCCUCCUUGCCCUCGUCCUCAAAGUCAUCCGCGUUCUCGGGGCCAAGAAGGAGUUCUCGGCCGACGAGAUCAUCACCUUCACCCAGACGGCCUGGCUCCCCGGUCCAGAGGCGGCGAUGCGCCUCUGGGCGCGCUGUCUGACGCACCAAGAGCCGACUCCGCCGCCUCCAAAGCCGUCCAAGAAGCCCAACGUGGCCAUUACAGUUUUCUCAGGAACUGGAGAGACAGGUGACGUAUCCGGCGGGCGACGAACCGCGGACGACGAUCUUGAGGCCCAGACACAGACCCGGAACGACGUCGACAUUCUCUCGCCCCAACCUGCCCCGAACCCGUACGUCUGCCCCGCCUGGGCCAACGUCUCCUACAACGCCGUCCACGUGCGCCGCAUACCCGUACCGGGAGGACGUCCGGGCCUCGUAGCCUGGGAUCACCCGCAGCUCAUCGGCGACGGCGUAAGGGGCCUGGCCGCGAAUCUGCUCUCCUUCGACGCCAGGGUCCAAGACAUCGUCGCCCAACAGCAGCAGAGGCCGGAAACGGUGCCGCUGCAGGGUGUCGUUGUGCAAUCCGACUCGUCUGGCUCCACGGCCGCAACGGCUUCGAGCCAACAAGGGGGUGCAACAUCGGCGGCACCGGUGCUGCCUUCCACUCCUCAGGUUGAGGCGACCAAGUGGCGACUAAGCCAGAUCCGCGAGGCGUCUGAGACGCCCAAGAAGUCGUUGCAGCUGGACGACGGCGAUGCGGGGAUGAUGCUGUCGCCGCCGGAUGCUGAUUUUGCUGGGGCGAGUCCGGAUACCAUUGUCGUUACUCCCCCCGUGGACAUGAAGUAG
Molecule: messenger RNA, 1794 nt
Organism: Colletotrichum tamarilloi
Lineage: Eukaryota; Fungi; Ascomycota; Sordariomycetes; Glomerellales; Glomerellaceae
Product: epoxide hydrolase
Exons: 3
Coding region: 1-1794 (597 amino acids)
Biological process (GO): epoxide metabolic process
Molecular function (GO): epoxide hydrolase activity
Source: RefSeq, a predicted model, not a curated record